GAAUAAUGAGUGUGAACAAAUGAUGAAGCUUAACGGAAACAAAACGUGGUGUUUUGAACUGUUUGAAAAAAUUCCUGGUUAGACACCACUGGGGUUGUUGUAAUCCACAGUCAUCAUGCGGUGUAAACUUGUUCUAUUAACACAUGUAAAUUGUGUUGAUUAACAAUGGAAAUAUGUUAAUAUGGUUUGUCCAUUGGUUCUGGAUUUCGCUCUGAUUCCAUUCUCUAUUCUUUAUGAGAUAUAGGUUUCUCGUAUCCCCAUUACACAGUAGGAGUUGCUUAAAGAUCGUAUUGUUUUGGUCAGCAAUGGCUUUAUCGCGUAUGACGAACUUCAUAUGCUUCAUAAUUAUUGACUACUUGUUCACAAUCUUCUGUGUCAAUAAAUCUGUUAAACCUGAAACUACAAUCGGUCAAUCUUGCCACGUUUGUCUCCAUUGUAUGGGGUCCAUUAUUCGGGUAGACUGCGGUUAUUAUGAAAGGGACAGAGAUCUUCAUCAUUAUUGAGUACUCUAUGUAGAUUAGGUCAAGUGGGCUUGUAUAUCACUUCAAAGAAUUUUGCUAUUAUCAUUAUAAUUGCGUAUACUUUAAUGAGUAAUUGAAUUUCAACUGGUAACACAGUGCUUGGAGCCAUUUGGACAUUCCAGUUACCUUAUAGAUUGAUUAAAGACCUCAAGAAGGUAAUGUUAGCUUACGAGUUGAAGAACCAUACACCAUCACAG
Williopsis jadinii is the source of this 718-nucleotide messenger RNA. RefSeq lists its product as uncharacterized. Bases 234 to 503 code for a protein of 89 amino acids. Lineage: Eukaryota; Fungi; Ascomycota; Saccharomycetes; Phaffomycetales; Wickerhamomycetaceae. The record is from RefSeq and is a predicted model, not a curated record. The transcript has a single exon.